AAAAAAACAUGUCUGCAGAAGUAGAGUACCGGUGCUUCGUGGGAGGCCUAGCAUGGGCCACCGGAGAUCAGGAGCUAGAGAGGACGUUCUCACAGUUCGGCGAAGUUAUCGAUUCUAAGGUCCGUUACACGAACGAACGAGAGAUCGGAUCCCGGAGCGGAUGAAUCCGAUGGUUCUGAUCCUCGACGGAUCUGAUUCCGAUCUGUGUUUCUCUGUCUGUUACUUGAUUCGAUUACUAUGUUCUUUGUUACUACUACUGUUACUUGCUUUGUCCCCAAAUCGAUCAUUAACGAUCGUGAGACUGGAAGAUCAAGGGGAUUCGGAUUCGUUACCUUCAAGGAUGAGAAAUCCAUGAGGGAUGCUAUCGAGGAGAUGAACGGAAAGGAGCUUGACGGCCGUACCAUUACCGUCAACGAGGCUCAGUCUAGAGGAAGCGGCGGUGGUGGAGGCCGUGGUGGUGGCGGAUACGGAGGCCGCGGUGGAGGUGGAUACGGUGGAGGAGGCGGUGGAUAUGGUGACAGACGUAGCGGAGGUUACGGAUCUGGUGGUGGUGGAGGUCGUGGAUACGGUGGUGGUGGUGGCGGCUACGGUGGUGGUGGCAGACGUGAUGGAGGUGGUUACGGAGGUGGUGAUGGUGCUUACGGAGGAAGCGGCGGAGGUGGUGGUGGCUGGUAAUCAACCAUUAUGGCGUUGUUGUCUGCUUCUCUCUGUUUUCGCUUUAGAUUUGGUUCCGUCUGGUUUGGUUUGGUUCUUGUUCACUUUUUUGCUGUAACAGAUCGUUUAUGUCUUGUUUGCCUUAAACGAAAUGUUAAUUCGCAUGUUCACUAAAUGAUAAGUUUCCUUUGAUUUGCAUCGCUA
Messenger RNA from Raphanus sativus (radish), 858 nucleotides. RefSeq names its product glycine-rich RNA-binding protein 10. Lineage: Eukaryota; Viridiplantae; Streptophyta; Magnoliopsida; Brassicales; Brassicaceae. The coding region runs from base 238 to 675 and encodes 145 amino acids. The transcript is spliced from 2 exons. Gene Ontology annotation, molecular function: mRNA binding. The record is from RefSeq and is a predicted model, not a curated record.